Molecule: messenger RNA, 1626 nt
Organism: Pseudovirgaria hyperparasitica
Lineage: Eukaryota; Fungi; Ascomycota; Dothideomycetes; Acrospermales; Acrospermaceae
Product: p53-like transcription factor
Exons: 2
Coding region: 1-1626 (541 amino acids)
Biological process (GO): meiotic cell cycle; positive regulation of transcription by RNA polymerase II
Cellular component (GO): nuclear chromosome
Molecular function (GO): DNA binding; DNA-binding transcription factor activity
Source: RefSeq, a predicted model, not a curated record
AUGGAGGGCUUCGACACCAUUACGAUGUCCUACUUGGCGCCCCAAAUGUCACUCAACCACGUAACAUCACCAGACCCUCUCAGCAUGCCGAUGCUGCCCCUGGAUGGCUUAGAACACCAUUCUAAUUACGAUGCCGAAACCUACGUAGGAAGUGAAGACGCUACAUUUGCGCAGCACGGCUUCCAACAGCAACAGCCUUUACAGCGCAUGCCCGGCGGCUAUGAAGACCCUUUCUCCGACGCCCUCAGUGGCUACGACCAGCAGCCGCAGCCGGAGCACAAUGGUGCUACGGAAACAUCGUCUAUCGAUAGCAACCACAAGCUCCUAAGCUUCUCUCUACCGGUCUACAACUAUCAACUGCUCGACUACCAAUUGCGCCGAACCUCCAUUUCUCUCUCCGCUCAGCUACAUGGCAUGUUCUUCCUGGCAGAGUCGCCAUGGGCGACUGUCGGCGACGCUGCAGGACCCCCGUCUGAGCUAACCUGCUACCGGAGGAACCUCUUCCAGAUCACAGGACAGAUAACACUGCCACGCACACUUCACAGCAUAUACACGGACAAGAAUGAGCAGAUUCCAAUAAUAGCGCAGGAGCUCUCAAUCUCCGCAACAGAGUCGGUAGAAGGCAACUCAGUCAAGAUCAUUUCGGUCCCGUGGAAGACACCUGCGAAUGGCGCCCAAGUCGUGGAGGACAAGAGUGAGAAAGAGCCACCUUCGAUACCCCUCGAACUUAGCAAUGGUCAAGAGAUGGAUUCAGAGUUUGUAAAUUUUCCAAUCGCCUGGAAAAGAUUACAGUUCAGGAUUGCCACGGCAAACAACGGACGGCGGAAAGAGCUCCAGCAACACUUUGUCGUCAGGAUCAAGUUGAUGGCCACGCUGCAUACUGGGCAGAAGAUACCAGUCGCAGAGGUCCACUCCGGUGCGAUUAUUGUACGAGGGCGCAGUCCAAGAAACUUCCAGUCGCGGAAAGACUUUCCCAUCAGCGCCGGAGGCAGCACCGCACGUAAAUCUUCUCACAUGCCGAAUCAAGUCACCCGACAUUCCUCAGGAGACUCGACACAGACUGCGAACAACUUCCGGGCAGAACGGCAGGAAUCGAAGUCGUCUCGGCCGGAUGUUCCGCCAAUACCGUUCCAGUAUGACACAAAUGAUCUGCAGAUGUCCCAACAGGACUUCUUUGACUGGAAAAUGCCGACUCAGCCAGGCGCAAUGACAGCGAUACCAGAGCCCAUCAACCUCGGACAGAAUGGCGGCCAGGCAUAUGCCCAAUCAACUCCAGAUCUUGGAAGAAACGCGCCUCCUUCUCGUGCACCGCAGGCUCCAAUAACGCUAUCUCUGACCGAAGACGAGCCGAAGCAAUCGCCAACACAGUCGGACGGUGGCGUCAGGAAGGCAGUCAAAAUGACACCAAGGCGAGCGCAUUCAUUCUCGCUCAACCUAAUCAGUAGCCCAGACGAGAGUGCUGAUCUGCUUUACGAAUAUUUCCCGCUAGGUCUGGAUGAUUGGAUGCCACCGGUUGAUGCAGUUUAUCGUCCACAUGUGGUGCAUCACACAAACCUCCCCCAGGACCCGAAGGCCAUUGCCGUGAAAAAUCGUUCAAAACGUUACUUUGCGGAAACCGAAGCGUGA